This is a messenger RNA of Capra hircus (goat), 467 nucleotides long. It is a transcript of the gene SMCP, whose product is annotated as sperm mitochondria associated cysteine rich protein. The transcript has a single exon. The coding region runs from base 156 to 467 and encodes 103 amino acids. Lineage: Eukaryota; Metazoa; Chordata; Mammalia; Artiodactyla; Bovidae. The record is from RefSeq and is a predicted model, not a curated record.
UCCCUCUGAACGUCUAGGCCUGAUUUCUCAGCUCUUGUCUGUGUCAUCGCUCUGAAGACUGGUGUAUCUGGGGGUCAAAGAAGCAGUGAGGGAAUGCCAACAGCCAGGUUUUCUCUGAAAAUCUUUUUGUUCUAGGACCCCCAAAACUUGAGAAGAUGUGUGACCAACCAAAGUGCAACUCAUGCUGCCCACCAAAAUCCAGUCCAAGCUGCCCGCCAAAAUGCAGUCCAAGUUGCACGCCAAAAUGCAACCCAGUCUGCCCACCAAAAUGCAACCCAUGCUGCCCAUCAAAAUGCAACCCAUGCUGCCCAUCAAAGCCGUGCUGCUGUUUGGAGCCCAAGCCUGAGUGUACCUGCCUUAAUAAGGAGCCCGAUCCCGCUGCACCUGAAACUCAGAACAACUCCCAAACCCAGCAGCAGUCCCAAAGCCCGAAGCAGGGGCCCAAAAGUCCCCGAGGGCAGAAGUAA